Blumeria graminis f. sp. triticale is the source of this 915-nucleotide messenger RNA. NCBI's taxonomy places the organism in Eukaryota, Fungi, Ascomycota, Leotiomycetes, Helotiales, Erysiphaceae. The record is from the annotation of a GenBank genome assembly.
AUGGCAGACAUCAAUAAUACCAAAAUCAUCCUUUCAACCGGGCGAGGUAAUGGUCUCGUGGCCACGCAAGACUCAAAAGCAGACAACAUACUGAUUCUGAUUCGAAAGCCUUACAUCGUCCUUCCAGAUAAAGCAUCUCUAGGCAAGAUAUGCUCCUGGUGCCUAUUACCUACGCCCUCCUACUCUGCAUCUACAGUCAUAGACUCUAAAACGAUUGGCUCUAGCGCAGGUAAUAAAGCGCAAGCUACAACGGCCCUCCAGAGAUGCAGCGGAUGUAGAGUUUCUCAGUACUGCUCAGCGGCUUGUCAACGCGCCGACUGGAAAUCGAUUCACUCCAAGGAAUGCGCGCUACUUGCGGCUCUUCUAGACGUGCCGCCAACACCAGUGCGCGCACUCAUGCGCAUUUUAAUCAGUCAUCGAUUCGGCCUGGCCUGGGAUCCACGAUGGGCAAGGCUCGAGGGGCACAUGGAUGAGAUGCGAAAUAGCGAGAAAUGGGCAGAUGCUCUUCUGCAAGCCAAGGCAGCAGUAUCAUUUGCCCGUGUCGCUCCCUCGUAUCUAGAACUAGCAAUAGCCGUGCUUUGUCGGAUCCAUUGCAACGCCUUUCGCGCUACUCUACUCAAUACCACUCCAAUCGGUCUGUGCUUUGAACCAACUCUCGCCCUCGCAAAUCAUUCCUGCACACCUAAUGCUUACGUUGCCUUUGAGGGCCGUAACAUUAUGUUACGUGCUCUAGUACCCGUCAAGAAAGACGAAGAGCUUUUUAUUUCUUACAUCGACGCAAACCGGUCAUACCAUGAUAGGAAGCUAGAAUUAUUUAGGACAUAUUGGUUUCAGUGCAAUUGUUCAAGGUGUGAGGCGCAUUCGGACGCAAAUGACAGAAAUGAUGAGAGACUAAUUGAGGCCAAGAGGAUGUAA